Messenger RNA from Musa acuminata AAA Group (dessert banana), 1713 nucleotides. RefSeq names its product probable mitochondrial adenine nucleotide transporter BTL3. The record is from RefSeq and is a predicted model, not a curated record. Bases 151 to 1497 code for a protein of 448 amino acids. The transcript is spliced from 4 exons. Lineage: Eukaryota; Viridiplantae; Streptophyta; Magnoliopsida; Zingiberales; Musaceae. Gene Ontology annotation, biological process: transmembrane transport.
CUAACCAAUGCUUUCUCAUUCCGCCAUCUCUCUCUCUCUCUCUCUCUCUCUCAUUGCCUGCUCCUCCUCUCUCCAAGUGCUAACUCUAACCCUAGAAAACCCCUCCCAUUCUUGUAGUUUCUGACAUCCAGUGGUAUCAGUCUCGCAGCGAUGCACGAGCUGGAGGUCCGUUUCCACGGUUCCAUACACCCCAGGAUCUGCAUCCCGGACGAGGCCUCGGAUCCGCCGCCUCUCUUCGCCGCCGGAGGCUGCCUCUUUCUCGAGCCCUAUGCGUCCGAAUCUCUGGUUCGAUCGCGGUGUUCCCGCGGAAAGGCGGUCCCUUUGGGCGGAAUCAGGUGGGAAGGGGCUGGCGCGGUGAAUGGGUUCGUGUCGGUGAGCUUGUCGGUGAAAGGGAGCGAAGGCCUCGUGCGGGAGUCGGUGGAGUUGUUGGGGAAGGUGGAGGAGAGGAGGUCGGAGGCGCCGGCAUUGGAGGGGGAGGAUGAGAGGAGGUUGGAGACUGUGGCAUCGGAGGGGAAGGUGGAGGAUGGAGUGUUGGUGGUUCUGGGGGAGGAGAAGAAGAACAGGGACAAGAAUGGUAGGUUGCAGGAGGAAAGAACCGGUGUGAUGAACACCACCAAGCAUCUUUGGGCUGGAGCUGUCGCUGCAAUGGUUUCGAGAACUUUUGUUGCUCCUCUUGAGAGGCUAAAAUUGGAGUAUAUGGUUCGUGGUGAACAGAGCAAUCUAUUUGCCCUCAUUAACAAAAUUGCAACCACCCAAGGUUUGAAGGGCUUCUGGAAAGGAAACAUGGUCAACAUUCUUCGUACUGCUCCUUUUAAGGCAAUUAACUUCUACGCAUAUGACACAUAUAGAAAGCAGCUACUUGAAUUAUCUGGAAAUGAAGAGACCACAAACUUUGAGAGGUUCGUUGCUGGUGCUGCAGCUGGCAUUACUGCAACUAUUCUUUGCAUACCAAUGGACACAAUUCGAACGAAGAUUGUAGCUCCUGGAGGUGAAGCCUUUGGUGGUGUUAUAGGUGUUUUUCAGCACAUGGUUCAAACAGAAGGAUUCUUUUCUCUUUAUAAGGGACUUGUUCCAUCUCUCAUUAGCAUGGCACCUUCAGGUGCAGUUUUUUAUGGUGUCUAUGAUAUAAUGAAGGCAGCUUAUCUGCAUUCACCGGAAGGGAGGAAGAGGUUGGCUUUAAUGACACAACAGGGUGAAGAAGUGAAUGCAUUGGAUCAACUAGAGCUGGGAUCCACAAGGACAUUGUUGUAUGGGGCCAUCGCUGGUGCUUGUGCUGAAGCUGCCACAUAUCCCUUUGAAGUGGUCAGGCGACAAUUGCAGAUGCAGGUUCGAGCAAACAAAUUGAAUGCUUUGGCAACAUUUAUGAAGAUAGUUGAGCAAGGUGGCAUCCCUGCACUGUAUGCUGGCGUGAUUCCCAGCUUGUUACAGGUUCUGCCAUCUGCUUCCAUUAGCUACUUCGUAUAUGAGAUUAUGAAGAUAUUGCUGAAGGUGGAGUGAGUACUAACUCAAUCGCUCAUCACAAUUUAAAGCAUUUGGGGUGACUAUUUCUUUUUUCCCCCUCUGUCCUCUUCUUUUAUUACUCUUUUUCUCUAAUGGACCAGCAAGAUAUAGUUCACCCUGGAAUCAAAUUGUUUACCCUCCUGUAUUCCAAGGAGGGGCAUUCAGACUCUUUUACAUUCUAUGGAGUACAGCAAUGGCUUUGGUUUCAUAGUA